Molecule: messenger RNA, 2524 nt
Organism: Drosophila montana
Lineage: Eukaryota; Metazoa; Arthropoda; Insecta; Diptera; Drosophilidae
Product: homeodomain-interacting protein kinase 2-like
Exons: 4
Coding region: 9-2282 (757 amino acids)
Biological process (GO): regulation of mRNA processing; spliceosomal complex assembly; peptidyl-serine phosphorylation
Cellular component (GO): cytoplasm; nucleus
Molecular function (GO): protein serine/threonine kinase activity; ATP binding
Source: RefSeq, a predicted model, not a curated record
GUUCAAGCAUGAAAGGCAUAAACCGAAAAAAUUCUGCCAGCAGCAAAAGCUUGAAAGAACGUGCUGAAAAAUAUAAAAAACCAAAGUUAAAUAAUUCCGAUUUUCAGCAUGUCGUUUAUGUGUCCUGGAAAAGGGGUAAACACAAUCUGGGCUCCCUAAUUAAAGGUCGUUAUUUUGUGGAAGCCCCGGUUGGCCAUAAAGAAGCCUGGCUGGGCUGGGAUAUAAGAAAAAAGCGCGCUUGUCUCAUAAAACCUAAAAAUAUCGGCCCAUAUAAUAACACAUAUGCAAAUCCAAAGUCAGUUAAACCCAGCAAGAAGCACAAAGUUAAAAAUCCCAAUUUGGCCAAGGUCGAGUUGGAAGACGCCAAAAGUCUAGUAAAUCCCGAGCCCAAGGGGAAAUUGAGCAAUUGUCAAACUGAUCUGUCGACAAAGGGUGAGCUGGAUAAUUUUCGAAAGCCAAUUCCCAAGACAGUCGAAAGCAGGACAUACUUAGCUGGCGCCGCCCAAAUUGUAAACAACCCAUGCAAUAGUUGGCCCAAGCCGACUGUGAACGAAAAGCCAAAAAGUGAAUGGGGAAUCCUUAACCCAGCGGAUCGAAGUGAUGUCUGCAAGAUGCAGAAGCCCGAAAGUUGGGACGUGACUCAGGGGGGCUUCAAUAUCCUGCCCCCUCCGCGUGCUGCUGCUGCUGCUGCUGCGUCCAAAGCCAAGUCUAAGAUGCAGAAAAGUGAAAGCUGGGAUGUCACAGGCGGCGGCAUCAAUAUUUUGCCAGUGCGCCAGAGCUUGGUCAAGGCCAAGGUUAACGCAAUCCCAGCUGCGAUGUCUGCGGAAGGUCAAGCUGGAUUGGCCAGAAUUCCGAGCAGCGAGAGCUGGGAUGUUACGCAAGGUGGGCUCAAGAUUCUGCCCAUGCCACGCGGCGUUGCGCCCAAGCCAAAUGUGAGCGAGACGCCAAAUUGGGACAUUUCGGAAAGUGAAAGCGAAUGCUCGCCAAGUCAUUAUGGUGGCAAAAUGUUGCCAGUUCCGUUCAGCGAGAUGCGCGGUCCGCAGGAAACGCCACGUUACGAGGUGAGCCUGGAGGAGACCGAAAAUGCAGGCGUUACUCCCAGUGAAAAUGUGCAGGAUACUGGUGCGCGCAUUUGUCCAAUUCCCCCAAGUGAGACUCCACGUUGGGCCAUCGUCCAGAGCACACGCGAGAAGUUGCCCAAUGAAUCGUAUCGUUCGCCCAUGGUCAGCGAUCUGCCCAGCUGGUAUAUGACCAAGCACGGCAAGAAGAGUGCCACCGUGCGAAUCGGCGACUUGCUGCACGAACGUUAUUAUAUUCUGAGCAUCAUAACGAUCAGCCAUCUGGCCUCCGUUUGGCUCUGCUGGGAUUUGAGGAGCAAGUGCAAUGUGGUCAUGAAAAUGGCGGACACAACCAGGAUGAGUGUCCAGUUGAUUUACGGCGAGAUAAAUACGAUUAAAUCCCUGCAUGCAUAUCAACCGAAGGAUCCGCGCCUCGACAAUAUUGUACGCGCUUUGGAUGGCUUUCAGCUGACCAGAUCGCGUACCGCACAGCCCUGCCUGAUCCUCGAGGCCAUGGACACAAAUCUGGCCAAAUAUGCUGAGCAUUAUGUUGGAUCUGUCAUACCGCUGGAGGUGCUCAAGUGCAUUACACGCCGUGUUCUCUCCGGCCUGGAGUAUCUGCAUAGUGUCGGGGUCGUGCACGCGGACAUUAAGCCGGAGAACGUCCUGGUCACCGCCUGCAUGCUAAGCAAUUGCGAGAACUGUCCGGACAAGCGGAAAGUGUGCUCCAAGCUGCACAUAAAGAUUGCCGACUUUGCGAAUUCCUCGGGCAUGAACGGAUGCAUUGCGGGCGAGAUCCAAACGCGCGCCUAUCGCUGCCUGGAAUCGAUAUUGGGCUCGGAUUGUGGGACGCCCUCCGAUAUCUGGAGCGUUGCUUGCAUGGUCUUUGAGCUGGCCGUUGGCCGGUUUCUGUUUGCGCCCAAUUAUGACAAUACUAUUUCGCCCGAAGAGCAUCAUUUGGCUCGCAUCAUCGAGCUGCUGGGGCCCAUACCACAUCAGAUUGUCUUCCGGGGCCGCGAUGCAUUGCGCUAUUUCAAUCCGUACGGCAAGCUGCUCAACAGCAUCGACAUGGAGCCCAAGAGCCUGGUGGAAGUGCUGAUGGAGCACAAUUGGUGCCGGCUGAAUGCGAUGGUCUUCGCCUCCUUUCUGACGCCCAUGCUCGAAUACGAGCCGAAGAAACGAGUCACCGCCAGCAAGUGUCUGCAGCAUCCCUGGCUGAUCUAAAUGAAAGGGAAUUCCCGCGAAACCCAAAUGGAAUUAUAGCAUUGACAAUGGCCCGGGGAGUAGCUUUUGUUAGCUUCUCGCUGCUGCGUGUCAUUAUUUAAUGAACAUAUAAUAAAGGGUACGCUGGAGCGGGUAAUGUUGCCUUAUCUCUGGCUAAUCGAAAGCUCACCGCCGCCGGCUCUAAAACUAAACGCAAACACGGCACACGCAAACGGCGACAGCUCGUGUAUGUGUGUGUGUGU